UGCUUUUUGCACUCAGCCAGAGCCUGGGUCGGUACAAAGGUGUGACCUGAACCUAUCAAGAUGCCAAGGGGACAGCAUUACCUAGAUGGCGACUUUGGUCAAGGGAAGAGAUACGCCUCUCUUUCUGCAGAACAGGCUGCAGGUAUUGGAAUUCUUGUUGUGGUUCUUGCAGCUUUACUGAUCAUUGGCUGUUGGUAUUACAAAAGGCGCAGUGGUUAUACAAGCCUUCUGAGUAAGCAUUUCAGAGUAGCCACCAUUCAGACCUCCGAAGGCAAAAGUGCCUUACUGGACUCCAAACUGCCCAUGCAGGAGUACAACAGCAACUGUAACCUUGUGAUACCUGAUGCUCCACCAGCCUACGACAAAAUCUCUACUAGCCCAAUGCCCCCACCUUACGCACCAUGAAGCAGAAUAUAUAUAUAUGAAAUAGAGUGUUUGCUUAAUUACAUGUAGUAUCUUUAAUUUCUAGCAGUACCUGAGGAAAAAAUGCAUGCUAUUAUGAAUGGUUCCAGAGGCCAUUGUUGUUUAAGAAAAUUCAAUGGUUCCCUAUUGCACAAGAUGUCGAAGAUGUUGAUGUCACAGCUUCAUUCCAGUUGUCUGGAGUCAUUCAGUAUAA
Messenger RNA from Elgaria multicarinata webbii, 616 nucleotides. It is a transcript of the gene MLANA, whose product is annotated as melan-A. The transcript is spliced from 5 exons. The record is from RefSeq and is a predicted model, not a curated record. Lineage: Eukaryota; Metazoa; Chordata; Lepidosauria; Squamata; Anguidae. Bases 61 to 405 code for a protein of 114 amino acids. Gene Ontology annotation, cellular component: melanosome; endoplasmic reticulum membrane; trans-Golgi network.